AUGCAUUUUACACUAAAUCAAGCGGAGGAGAACCUCAUGUACCACACAGCCCCAAAAGAAAGCGGCGCUAAUGACGAGGAAGUCAUAUCGAUGUAUCCAAAUUUUGAUAAUGAAGAGGAUGACGAAUCGAAUAAUGACGAUGACAGCGAUUGCCAAUCCGAUAUUGGCUACACAACGGAAGAAGAGUCCGUACAUAGCCGCGAUGAUGAUGAUGAUAAUGAUAAUGAUAAUGUCGAUAAUGAUGAAGCGGUUGAUGAUAAUGAUAAUUAA
Molecule: messenger RNA, 270 nt
Organism: Parnassius apollo (apollo)
Lineage: Eukaryota; Metazoa; Arthropoda; Insecta; Lepidoptera; Papilionidae
Source: the annotation of a GenBank genome assembly